This is a messenger RNA of Amoebophrya sp. A25, 833 nucleotides long. The record is from the annotation of a GenBank genome assembly. Lineage: Eukaryota; Dinophyceae; Syndiniales; Amoebophryaceae.
CAGACAUCGAUUAUUGUGGGGUGUUGUUCUUGUCGGAAUUCCUUCUUUGCUUUUUAGAAGUUGAGAGAAGGUGAAUCCAAAAUUAUUGGUACUGUGUUGAUAAGAAUUUUCUAUAUGGGCUUAGGUCCAGCGACGCUUAAAGCACAUAAAGAAAAGCAGCCGGUUAGUUUUCCCUUAUUCUCAUCUUAGGUUAGUCCCUCCAAUCAAGGCAUCUAUUGUGAUGAUCAGACCAGUCUUUUGUGAUGAUAAGAGAUUUUUCUAAUGAUUAUAUGCUCAGUCUUGCAUCUUUCUAGAGGACUCAUUUUUCCUUCUGAUCUUCUCUCUCUCCAUCUAACAUGGUUCCAGCGGUCCUCGGAUUUGUCUGUUUGAAUGCGGCUCCCGAGGAGGUAAGACCACAAGGCGCCAAGCAAAUUUUUUUUAUGCCCACAGAUCAAAACUCAUAUUCUUGAUAUCCAUACAUCUAGCUACAUACUGACACUCAUCCCAAUUUAUUAUGAUGGUAAACCCUAAGCGUAAGCCCAGGCCCAAGCCCUUACGUACCCAUCCAUCGUUGAACGAUGAGUCAAGUUUAUUGCAGGACUGAAUGAGCCCUCGAUCUCCCUUUUCUAUUGGUUUUCACUCUUCAAAUUCACGGAAUUAUAGUGGAGGUCAGAAGUUCCAAUAUGAAUCAUCACGAUGUUGAGCUUGCUAAUUGGAAGGCUACUCAUACAUAUGAUCUCUAGCAAGGGCAUACCCGAAUGAGUAAAGAGUUUGAGUGAACGUUUACGUGUACCCACUCCACUGAUGCGACCCAAGUUGAAUAUGAAUCAGAAAAGCUGCAAAGAAGUCAAAAU